AUGGGUAUUACCCAUAGCUCAGUCGUUCACGACUGCUUGCUCUCUGCUGUGGGGAACAACGCAAACCUGCUCGCCUUUCAAGGGGAUUUUCUGUUUACCUCCAACAUUCCUCGCUACAAUUUGGAAUUUCCCGUCAUCCCAACCGCUAUCACCUAUCCACAGACUACGGAGCAAGUCGCUGCGAUUGUCAAAUGCGCAGCAACUCACGACAUCAAAGUCCAAGCUUAUAGUGGAGGCCAUAGCUAUGCAAAUUACGGUAUGUAUCAUUUCAUUGGACCCAUGACAGGACUAACGAAAGCCUUCAUCGUAGGUCUCGGAGGAAAUGAUGGCGCAGUGGUUGUUCACCUAAAAAAUCUUCAGCAUUUCGAUGUUGACCCGGAGACUCAAAUCGCGACUGUUGGCUCUGGCACGCUGCUAGGUGAUCUUCAUUCGCGUCUUUACCAUUCGGGUAGAAGGGCCGUGGCCCACGGAAGCUGCCCUCAGGUAGGCGUCGGCGGUCACUUCACGAUCGGUGGCCUGGGUCCAAUGUCUCGUGAAUGGGGCAUGGCUCUCGAUCAUGUCGCAGAGGUUGAAAUAGUUCUCGCAAAUUCCAGCGUGGUGAGAGCUUCCAAAGAGCAGAAUCAGGACGUUUUCUUUGCGGUGAAAGGUGCUGCAGCCAGUUUCGGAAUCGUCACGGAAUUCAAGCUCAACACCCAUGAAGCGCCCGCGGAAGCCAUCCAGUACACAUACGAAGUCAACUUCGGAGAUGUCUCGGACAAGGCAAAGGUUUUCAAAGACUGGCAGAAUCUCAUUGCGACCCCGAACAUUUCUCGAAAAUUCUCCAGCGAGCUUGUGCUGUUCGAAGGUGGCGUCUUGGUGUCUGGCACAUUCUUCGGGUCCAAAGAGGAGUUUAAUGCUUUCGGAUUGGAAAAACACUUUCCAAUCAAGGAUCAUGGCACUACUUUGCACUUGACGGACUGGCUUGGAAUGCUCACUAGCCAGGCUGAGGACCUCAUACUGACGAGCAUGGGCGGUACCCCGGCCCCGUUCUACGCCAAAUCGAUGCCCUUUACUCCAGAACUGAGCAUUACAGAUGAUGGAGUUGAUGCUAUGUUCAAGUAUAUUGCCUCGGCUAAAAAAGACACUGUAGCCUGGUUUGUUAUUUUCGACCUGGAGGGUGGUGCUGUGAAUGACCACGCUGUGAAUGCCACGGCCUAUGCUCACCGAGAAGCCUUCAUGUGGAUGCAGUCUUAUGCCAUCAGUCUUAUCGGUCCUGUCAGUUCCACGACGAAGAAAUUCCUCGAUGGUUUGAACGACGUUGUCUCUUCUUCCCGUCCUGGAGUAUACGGCGCAUACCCUGGCUACGUUGAUCCCUAUAUGAAAGAUCCACAGAAAGCCUACUGGGGACCAAAUCUUGAGAGGCUUCAGAAAAUCAAGGCUGCAGUUGAUCCAAAAGACACAUUUCACAAUCCUCAAAGUGUGCAGGCAAGUCUCCACCACUAG
Penicillium verhagenii is the source of this 1482-nucleotide messenger RNA. Its product is annotated as FAD-binding oxidoreductase. Gene Ontology annotation, molecular function: FAD binding; oxidoreductase activity. Lineage: Eukaryota; Fungi; Ascomycota; Eurotiomycetes; Eurotiales; Aspergillaceae. The transcript has a single exon. The record is from RefSeq and is a predicted model, not a curated record. Bases 1 to 1482 code for a protein of 493 amino acids.